AGAGAGGGAGAGUGGUGUUAUAUACUGGCUACUCUCGGACUGUGGGACUGGUACGGUGACCGCGUCGCACGAGGUUCGCAAAGAAGGGUGAGAGGGAAGGAGGGAGAGAGAGAGAGUGAGGAUUCAGGAGAGCGGGGAGAAGAGGGAGAGAACGCGAAGAAAAAGCUCUCUCUCGCUCUUUCUCUCUCUCUAUCUCGACUGCCUCGCCGGCUUUCCACGGCCACGAAUCGAUAACACGCGACCGUCGCCGCGUCGGUCGUUCCUCUCUCUCGACCUCUUCUCGACGCUCGCUACACUCGUGCACGACCACUCGCCGCGACGAUUUUUCCCAUCGAAUAAGCGUUCAACUCGUGUCCUUUCUCAAUCGUCGUUGUCGUCGUCGUCGUUGUUGUUUGUCGCUCUAUCGCUUUUCCCCAUACUAAACCACUGGGACGAAAGAAUUUGCGAGGAGCUGUGUGCGGUCGUGUUGCGCCACUUUUGACGGUCGCGUGCCGCGUAACGUGAUCGAUACGAUCGAUGCGAGCAGUCGACGACAAAACGGAGCGGCGCGAGAUCGAGAGUCGAAGCGAUACUCUAGCAGCAGGUCGAGGAAACCCGCCAAAAUAUCAGCAACGAUCUGGCUUGUUUGGACUACGGUUUCCAGUCGUCAACAAGGAAUAAGAAAACACGUCAAAAAGUGAUUCGUGUUCGACAGUGCGCGGAGUAAACGGAGGUAAAAGGCAAACGAGAGCGAAAGGAACGUUGUUGAUCGGCCGCCGUACGUUCACAGUGUAUUGUUUAUUCGUGGAAGAGAAUCGGUCACUGGAUUCCCAUUGUGCGUAUCUCUGUGUGCCACGUGACGAUCAACGUUUGUUUAUUUUGGUGCUUUUUGUCGCCGUUUACCUUGUUUGGCUAUUCUACCCUGGGCCUUCUAUACCAGAUUCAUUUCUACUCCCUGGAAUCAUCAAUAAGGUUAUCUUGCUCGCGGAUGUUCGUCGAUAUCGCGCGUGCCGAUCCUCGAAAAUGUAGUUGCGGCAUCCGGCACGAGGGACACCAGAGUGCGUGUUGCGAGAAAGAGAGAGAGAGCGAGAUACAGCACGGAUCGCCGCAGUGCAAAUCGGUGUAUCGUGAGACAGGGAGGCUGUGAUGAGGGAAGCCGGUUAAAGGACCCUGUGUCGCGCAGGCGCCGGUAGGAGUACAGGAAAGAUGCUGCCUUCCUCGAGAGCUUUAUUAAGCUCGCUGCUGCUUCUAAUCAUCGCUGGAAGCACCGGUGCCUUCAGCUCCCGACAAGGAGGUGGACAGUCGCAUCGAGUAACAAUUACUUGGAAAUGCACGUUUCCACUGAAAUGGGAAGGCACCUGGUUUCAAAGCGGAGUCAGACAGCCGAUCGUGAUCUCCAGGAAUGAAUUGUCCAGCAAGGGUAGGUGCCUGCACAACGAGGGCGACAAGUUUCUCCUGGUUGAUCAAAAAUCCUGCUACCGUUGCGUCGUCAUUCACGAGAAGCACUCGAACGUUCUCCAGUACAAAGAAACUUACUGUCACAGCAGAAAUUCAUUGUCAUCACUGUGCUCAUACAUCACGGGAGAUGCCCUGCUCUAUUCGAUGUUCCGGGAGGAGGCUACACCUGUGCCGUGCCCUUUUCGAGGACCCAUGACCUUCUCCUAUAACCGCGGUCACGGAACUUGCUCGGUACCCGUCAGCAACGUCGACACCUGCACCGACGAUAGUAGAUUGUUGUUCAGAUACCAGGCGUGUCCCGAUAUAUCUGCUUCCGAGAGCGCAGUGGAGGAACUGGAAUGCCUGGCCACCUGGAAGGAGGGCAGCAGCCGUUACCUGGUGGGCCGUUUACAUCACGGACACGCGUCCAGUAACGAAGAUCGAUAUCGAUGCUUCGUCUACGAGAAGGCCGGCCAGACAGUGCAGAGUAAUCUACACAGAGCUGCCAUGGGCAUAGGAGCCAUGGAUCACGAUGUCGGUUUACAGAGUGGACCGGUGCCCGAGGGUGCGGCCGAGAUCUACCGGGUGGCACAGAGCGGUGACGCCACUUGCAACGGUCUGUUCAGCCCUAUGGAAGGAUCUCGAACCAUGACGCUCAUGAAAGUCUCGCCACCCGGCCAGUGCCGAUUUCCCAAUUGGUUAACCGGCCACUCUAGCGGCGGACUGACCUGGCACACCCUCGACCUGACCAGAUCUUACACGUUCCAUCCUCGGAACGCUUCCCUGCACGUAACCAGAUCGAAUAGCAGUUCCUCGAGAUUCGAAAACGGUCCCCUAGACGGACAGUACGUUCCGGGUCAAGAAGAUCAGGACGUAAAGAUCUUAUGCAACAGCAUCAAACAGUCUAGCGCUGCUCAAGCGAUGACGAUGACUAUGUUGGUCGCGCAUUUCACCGUCGGUUGUCGGAGCGGUUUCAUGUGCAUGACGUUCUACCGAAGGGACGGUCACGUGAUAGAAGUGCAAACCGGAAGCGCCGUUUCAAGGCCGGAAGAAGCUUGCAGCACGCCCCAUUUUCAACAGCACAACAUACCCUUCCUCACUUUAGUCACCAGUUCCCCGGAGCCACGUACGUGCCCGUACUUGGGCAAAUUUACGGUGACGGGGGUGAACCGGAACCAACGGAACAUCCGUGAAAGCCGGAGGAACCAACACCAGGAGGGCGUCAGGCGUGACAGAGAAAAAGUUCGGCACGCCCAGGAACGAACCCAGGAAGAUCGACGCGGCCGGAAGCUCGACUUCGACGUGGAGAAACGAAGGGCGAACAACGAAUACCUCGUCCAUGAGCGAAUGGGCAGGCGCGCCAGAUCGAAUCGCAACAACAGAAACCAUCGCGAUCACAGCCUCGAGGAGGUGUCGUCCAAGCGAACUUUGGAUAUCGAGGACCUGCUGCGCGACCACACUAGAUCCAAGAUCAGAAGAUCGGAGGACCAGCGAUCGACCGAAAGCGUAUCGAGGUCGAAACUCAGAAGAACGCACGAUCUUGCCAAACGUUCAGCUAUUAGUAUCCAGCGAACGAGCAAUAGAUCAAGAAGAAGCCCAAAGAUGGAGGACUUCCGGGUAGACGCAGACGAUUUCGCACGAAUCAGGCAAUUCUGGGCAACCGAUUUCGACGAUACGGAUGGCUCGAGCAUGCUCGAGAUUCAGGGUGAUUAUUUCGGCGAUUACCCGGACACCGCUAACCUGCCAAAAAAGAGGUCAGGCAGAGAGACGACGUCGAGCCUGCUGGCGAGGACGAGGAGAAACGUCGAGCAGCUGAAUCCUAGCAACGGAUCUUUCGAGAAAAGGGAGAAGAGAGAAGAAGAUAUCUCUAGAUGCAGCUCCGAGGUUACUACCAUAACCAUAGGAUGUUCUACCGCGGACAGAAUGGAAUUUCAGACGGACUGCGUCGAAGACAACGCGAUCGCGUACUCCUGCCACGGAAGGUGGUUCGACGCGGAGGGCACCCAAUUCGUGAUCGCCACCCAACUGGCACCUGGCACGAGCUGGUCCAGCGAGAACAACAGGCCCCAGCCGUACAGAAACAGUCGAAGAUUGUGCUUCAUGUACAAAGAGAGCGGCGGAGUUGUCAGUUUGACUGCCAGCGAGGUCGCCUGCCAGAGGGGAAUUCCGCCGCCCCCACCUAUGUUGGCCUUCAAUGCUACCAGUACCGGUCAGUGCAUGGAAGAGAACAGGGGCUUUGUUACUCGAUCGACGUACCUGAUGAUCGUCAGCCUGGCGGCGGUCGUCGCGAUAUACAGGUGAUUCUAAUCGAACGGACGACGAUCUCGCGACCGUUAAAACUCAACGUUUGUAAUCUGCGUUACUGGACACCGUGUGGGUGACGAAACGAGGUGGUACACGUGUAUAAAAAAAAAUAUAUAUAUAUAUUAUAUAUUAUACAUAUAUAAUAUACAUAUAUAUAUAUAUAUAUAUUAUAUAUAAUCGCCUUUGGCGCGAAUCACCGAACAAGAUCGGUCGAGCGUCCGGGCCAACGAGAAAGAAGAAACUGAAAGAGAAAAUGGCACAAUCGAUACUUUGGCUUCGAACGCUCGUGUCCGUAGCUCUUGCUAGCCUCUCUGAUUCGUCGGGAGAAAUUCGUGCUCGCACGACCAUCAAAAUUUUUUCGCGCAACGAGAGACGAGGAAAGAUAUCGAGGUUCGUCCUAGCUAAGAGUGCCGGUCCCUGAUUCGAUUCGAUCUCGAGGAACGAAAAAUAAAGUCGCCUAUAAUAAAGAGACAAGAGGCAAAACUCUGAUUUCUUCCGUAUGAGAGGUGCUCCUCCAGACCAGAAGGAAAAUCAAGUAGACAAGAAAAGAGGGCGGAACAUCGUUUGGGAAGGAGACGGAUCCGAUCAAGAUGAACGGUUUAGUGACGGAAGGGAAAGAGGAAGGAAGGAAGGAAGGAAGGAAGGAAGGAAGGAAAGAAGGAAGGA
Bombus impatiens (common eastern bumble bee) is the source of this 4386-nucleotide messenger RNA. RefSeq lists its product as uncharacterized. The transcript has 13 exons. The coding region runs from base 1186 to 3717 and encodes 843 amino acids. The record is from RefSeq and is a predicted model, not a curated record. NCBI's taxonomy places the organism in Eukaryota, Metazoa, Arthropoda, Insecta, Hymenoptera, Apidae.